Messenger RNA from Melospiza melodia melodia, 2706 nucleotides. RefSeq names its product general transcription factor IIIC subunit 5 (gene GTF3C5). Bases 1 to 1551 code for a protein of 516 amino acids. NCBI's taxonomy places the organism in Eukaryota, Metazoa, Chordata, Aves, Passeriformes, Passerellidae. Gene Ontology annotation, biological process: transcription initiation at RNA polymerase III promoter. The transcript is spliced from 11 exons. Gene Ontology annotation, cellular component: transcription factor TFIIIC complex. The record is from RefSeq and is a predicted model, not a curated record. Gene Ontology annotation, molecular function: RNA polymerase III type 2 promoter sequence-specific DNA binding; RNA polymerase III type 1 promoter sequence-specific DNA binding.
AUGGCGGCGGCGCGGCAGCGGGGCCCGCGGGGCUCGGCCGUGCUGGAGCUGCCCCGCAAGCCGCGCCUGGUCUGCGUGGAGUACCCGGGGCUCGUCCGGGACGUCGGGGCCAUGCUGCGGACGCUGGGAGGAGAGCAGGGGGUGUCGCGGAUCUACGCCGACCCUGCCAAAAGGCUGGAGCUGUAUUUCCGCCCCAAGGACCCCUACUGCCACCCCGUGUGUGCCAACCGCUUCCCCACCUCCACCAUGCUGCUCAGGGUCACCAGGAGGAGCAGGAAGAAGCAGCAGUUGGACCCCGAGGAGCAAAUCCAGCCAGAAGUGCAGUUUGAGAUGGAGAUUCUUGGGAUUGUCACCACUGUUUACAAAUUUCAAGGAAUGUCUGACUUCCAGUACCUGGCAGUGCACUCUGGCCCUGAUGGCAAGCAAACCUCCAUGUAUGACAAAGUCCUGAUGCUCAAACCAGAGAAGGAAGAGUUUUUCAAUAAAGAUUUACCUCUUUACAUCCCACCACCCAUUUUCUCACGCCUGGACACUCCUGUGGACUAUUUUUAUCGCCCAGAUAUACAGCACAGGGAGGGCUACAACAAUCCCCAGGUGUCUGGGGAGAACCUGAUUGGCCUCAGCAGGGCCCGGCGCCCACACAACGCCAUCUUUGUCAACUUUGAUGAUGAGGAAAUCCCAACUAAGCCCCUGGAUGCUGCUGUACAGAACUGGAAGAAAGUGUGCACCAAUCCUGUGGAUAAAAAGGUGGAGGAAGAGCUGAGAAAGCUCUUUGAGGUGCGUCCCGUGUGGUCUCGCAAUGCAGUCAAAGCCAACAUCAGUGUCCAUCCAGACAAGCUGAAGGUGCUGCUGCCUUAUUUGGCCUAUUACAUGUUAACAGGUCCUUGGAGAAGCUUGUGGGUUAGGUUUGGGUAUGACCCCAGGAAACACCCUGAAGCAAAGAUUUAUCAAGUGCUGGACUUCCGAAUUCGCUGUGGAAUGAAAUAUGGUUAUGCUGCUACUGACAUGCCUGUGAAAGCAAAACGGAGCACGUACAACUACAGCCUGCCCAUCACUGUCAAGAAACAAGGAAGUCACACAGUCAGUGUCCACGACCUGAAACAGGGGCUGGGUUCAGCUGGUACAUCUGGGGCAAAAAAGCCCCCCUCCAGCAGGUAUAAGCUGAAGGAAUCUGUCUACAUUUUCCGGGAAGGAGCCUUACCCCCUUACCGCCAGAUGUUCUACCAGCUCUGUGACUUAAAUGUGGAAAGCCUGCAGAAGAUCAUCCAUCGGAAUGACGGCACCGAGUCGGAGUGCACGGAGCGGGACGGGUGGUGCCUUGCCAAGACCAGUGAUGACCUCAGGGACAGCAUGUCCCUGAUGAUAAAGCAGAUCAUCAGAUCCACCAGACCUGCUCUUUUCUCAAAUACAACAAGCAGUGAAGAUGGCAAAGAGCAGCUGGCAUAUGAGUCUGGAGAGGAUGAGGAUGAUGAAGAGGAGGAGGAAGAGGACUUCAAGCCUUCUGAUGGGAGUGAAAAUGAAAUGGAGACAGAAAUUCUGGACUAUGUGUGAACUCAGUGAGCAGUGUGGCUGCUGUGGACAGAACUGUCUGCUCUUGCUCCUUGAGAGCCAAGGGUUUAGGGAAAGCAGAGCUUGUGCUAAGCUGAUGAUGUUCUCUGCACUGACUGCUGGUGGGCAACAUUCUGGGUGUUUGGGAGCCACUGCUGCAUUUCCAGAAUUGCUGGCUGAGAAACCCUCCAGCAUGCUCAAGAAACUCCCAAGAACGAGCCCAGAAUCCAAACCAGCUGGUAACACACCUGAACAUGGGAGAAGCUGCAUUCCCACAUCUCUCCAUGUGUGGGAGUGCACUCUCUCCAGGUUGGUGGCCAUGUGGAAAAUAGAAAAGGUGCCUGAGGAGAUGCUGGGAGAAGAAACAAUCAGUUCUCCUGGAGUCCCUAAGGCAGGUUCUGCCCUUCUGCUUGUCCAGAGGGAGUGAAAAUACUGAGCCAUGCCUUCAGCACUGAGCCUUGCUGGUCAUCUUGGAAAUAAAGCCAGCAAGAAAAGACACUUUCUAGCAGUGAAUAAUUCCCUUCCUGGGUGCAGUGUUUGUUGACCUCAUUACCUGAUGCACUUCUCAGGUCUGUUUUGACUUCCCCAGCUAGCAAGUAACAAGCACUGAAGGCAGAGGGGCAGAGCUUCGGGUGCACAGAAGUUGGCCACUGCCAGCUGCAUUGUUCCCACCAAAAGAAAGCCCCAAAAAAUUAAAGAGCUACUGGUAUUUUCUAGUUCUUGUGCAUCCCCCAGUGUGUUCUGAGCACACCUGAAAGCCAAGCUCUUUUAAAAAACAAGUUAAGACCUCCUCUUCUCCUCCACUGAGGAGGCCCUGUUACAGUUGCUUUCAAGGCUGUUACUUGUAACAAAAGUGGUAAAACCCAACAAAUUGUAAUUGGAAGUGCAACAGUUUCAAAACACAGGUUCAAAGGAAUGAGGCUCAUUUCAAAAUUGAGCCCUGGUCCCUCAGCCAAAACACCAAUUUGUCAAAAUAAAGUUCAACCCCCAGAGUGAACAUAAAGUAUGAACUCCCCCACAGUCAGGCCCAUCCCUCUUUCCCCAGGAAGGUGCUGGCAUUUUGGGGAAGGAGAACAGGACAAGCCCUGCCUUGGGGCAGAGACGUUUGAGCAUCAGUAUUUUAUUGCAAAGACUAAUUACAUUGCUGUGUACAAGUCA